Molecule: messenger RNA, 2013 nt
Organism: Nicotiana tabacum (common tobacco)
Lineage: Eukaryota; Viridiplantae; Streptophyta; Magnoliopsida; Solanales; Solanaceae
Source: RefSeq, a predicted model, not a curated record
UUUUCUUAAUUCGCCUUCUUUCUUUUUGUCUUUUAUAUAUAGCUUAUAUUAGAGUUUAAAUUGUGUACAUCGAUGAAUUUUACAUCAUCAAGUCAUUUUUACAUGUUGUAGCAUAUUAGCUUAUUUUAUUUUUAAGAUUACAAAUUUCACAUUUUAAGCUUACCUAUAGAUAUUCUUUAGUCGACAUUACAUUGAGAAAAUAUAGUCUCAUUGAAAUUCUAGGCGACUAGACUUUACAACCUAUUUCUUCCGCGUAUAAUCAGUUUUAUGCAAAAAUUUAAAUACUUACAUAAUUAUAUUGUUGGUGCAUAUAAUCUAUUUAGAUGAUUUUAAUGUCUUUUUAUCUACAAGUAAAUCUUGUUAACAAUGCAUUGCUAGCAUACAUGACUCUCUUAUCAUUAAUUCACCUUUUACUUUGUUAUUAUCAUUAAUCUCCGAAAUUAAGAUAGAUGUUGUCUCGAUUACACGUGAAGAACCUAGAGAAUGAAAACGAUAGAAAAAGGAAGCGAUUUUCUUCUUAAAUGAACUCUUCAAUUCUUUCGUCAUGUGCAUGUGGUAGCUCUAAAUAAACUUCAAAAUCAACCAAAUUAAAUGGACAUGUCAAUGGCGUAAAUUAAAGUUCUUGCCAAACGAGUAAUAGGGCCAUCUUUUAGCCUUUUAAUUUUAUGUGAAUAGGUUCUUUGAAUUAUUGUAUGAAAAAUUAAUGAAUCUAUAAAAUUAGACAACCUCGUACAUGUGAUGACUACCACACAAUUUGUAUCAUAUAAGACUGUCUUAUUCACAACGUCUUUCUUGGCUUGUAACUUUCUACUUGCUGAACAUGUACACCUUAUGGAUUAUCAUAGUUCCUCUUUUGCCAUUUCUGAAAUCUAUACCGACCUCUUAUUUUGUUUUUGGACGUAUUUUAGAUAGGCCACUCACCAAUUGUUUUAAUGUCUAUCUCUACCUUUUGAUUUCACCAUAUACAGUAGAGAGAGAAGACAUGGCAAAAGGAAGUUACGAGAAGGCCAUUGUUUCACUCCAGAACCUCCUCAGGUUUGGACCAUCUGAGAAGGAAGAACUGAAACCGGUUGUAGCAGAAAGAAUUGAUGAAAUCACAACUGAGUUACAAACGACAGGCUGCAAUUCCUUCGACCCUGUUCAAAGGAUCAAGACGGGCUUUUAUUAUUUCAAAACAGAGAUAUAUGACAAAAAUCCAGAAUUGUUUGAGAAACUCAAGAAAGGACAGGAACCCAAGUUUCUUGUGUUUGCCUGCUCCGAUUCACGAGUGAGCCCAUCUCAUGUGCUGAAUUUUCAGCUCGGUGAAGCUUUUAUGCUUCGAAACAUCGCCAACAUGGUCCCUCCUUAUGACAAGACUAAAUACUCGGGAGUAGGAGCUGUAAUCGAAUACGCAGUUGUUCAUCUUAAGGUAGAAAACAUUUUAGUCAUUGGCCAUAGUGCAUGUGGAGGUAUUAAGGCUCUUAUGGAACUCCCAGAAGAUGGUUCUGAAUCAACUGACUUUAUAGAGGAUUGGGUGAAAAUUGGAUUGCCUGCCAAAGCAAAAGUACUAGCUGAACACGGGGAUAAAACUUUUAAAGAGCAAGUCAAAUAUUGUGAGAAGGAAGCUGUGAAUGUAUCACUAGCCAAUUUGCUUACGUACCCAUUUGUGAGCGAUGCUUUGGUGAAUAAGACUUUGGCAUUGAAGGGAGGUUACUAUGAUUUCAUGAAAGGAAGAUUUGAGCUCUGGGGACUCAACUUCGGUCUUUCUGAUCCUUGUUAUAUAUAAACUCAAUACACCAUAUUCGGGCGGGAGAAGAUACCUCUUGUUCUUGCUUUUUCUUGUUGUAUUCGUCAUUUAUGAGUGCUAGUUUGAAUUUCUGAAUAAAUAAAAGAGAGAGUGGACAAAGAUUCUCCAUCUUAUGGUUUAAGAGAAUAGUUGUGAUUUUUAUUUGUGAUAAUAACUCUGCUCUGCAUAGAAAAAUAAUGUAUGAUGAUAACUUUGCUCUACUAGUUCUGAAAGUGUGGUCACAAUAA